GUGGAGAGGAUCGGUUUGGUCAGUACCUGGUGAUUUGGGAAAACCCCUUGUUGAAAGAAAAGAUGAAUAGAAGUACAGAGUUAGACCCAAGGAGCGUGACCUCGGAACCAGUCUCUCCGACAAACAGUGCAGGGGAGGAAACGAGGGAGGUUGCCUCUGAGCUGAGCAGCCCAAGUUUGCAUAGCAUGGACAGUGGGUUCUUUGAAAGAGGUAUUAAAACAACGUUAAGUAUCCGGAAAUCAAAGCGAAGUCUGAACAAAGAGAAAGAAAAGGAAGGUACUGGCACUUGGAAAGGAAAACGACUUUCUUUGCGAUUCACCAAGAGCUAUGAGAACAAAACUACAAUCUAUAAUGGCAUGCAGGAGGUUAGUGAGAAGACAGAAGCACAGCCCAUUCAAGGAAAACCUCUUUCAGUAAUGGAAAUCAAUGAACUUAUUCAGAAAAGGCAACUUUUGGAAGCAUUUGCAAGCAUCAAGUACUUGGAAGAUGAGACUAUCACUGAACGGGAUGCUGAGAAAUACAAAGAUAACCCCCAGGAGUUUGUACGGAAAUCCAAGGAUGUAGAUAUGCUUUAUAACUCCAUCACAAAUGUGAUCCAGGCCAUCGUGGUGGGAACACUGGAGCAUCCCACUGUAGAGGAUACCAUGCUGACCUCCCUGGUGACUUUAAUUGCCUAUGAAGAGGCAGCUCAUCCUAAUACAGGCAAUGCUGGAGGUCCUGGGUCAGACUUGCUUGGUGUGCCCAGAAAGUGGAGGGAGGCAUGGAGGGAAGCUAUCAAUGAGAGUGCUAGAAAAAGGGUCCUGAGGGUACCCAUGGCACUGAAGGAAGAAGAGAGUUCUUGGCUUAACCUUCACUUGGAUUUCCUCCAGAAACACCUGAGUGAAGACUUACUGAAAAUCAAGCUGUCAGUAAAAAAGUGUUAUCCGGAGGAGUACCAGGUGUGUGACAUGUAUGUGGAGGCUUUUCAUAAGGCCAUUGCCUCACACUUGCAAGACCUCUCCCAGAGACCACUGGAAUUCAACGAGCUCUACACCUUGCUCAACUGGGUGGCCAACACCUACUGCAGUGAACUCUUUCUGGGUAACCCUGAUCUCAAACCAGAAGUUAAGACAGAAAACCUGUCCCUGCUGUUAACACCAGCUGUUUGGGAUAAACUGAAAAAUGACUACAUCACUUCUGCAAAGGGAAAAAUAAAAAGCUAUUUUGGAAACAUCCUGAGACUGGAGGUCACGGAAAAGUGGGAGAAGGAAGUUCACCCAGAAGUGAAGGAAAACCUCUACCAGUCCUCGGUCUCCUUAGAUAUUCAAACGAUCAUCGGGGAGCACAUGAAGAUAUCUAGAGCAAUCAGCAGAAGCCUGGAAACAAAAAUGCUUGACCUGUGCCUGGCAGAGCUGCACGAAUUCAUAGCAAGGUUCGAGGAGGAGUUUAUGGCAUGGAGCACUGCUCAGGACAGCCCCAUCUUUGCACCCUAUUUUGUUGCCUACAUCAACAACUUCCAUGACCUGCUGUCGGGGUUAGAAGCAAUAUUUAAAGUCAACACUGAGGAACUGCAGAAGAUUUUGGCAGCUGUGACAAGGAACUUCACAAGUGUUUUUUUAAAUAAAUUAAGAAACAAAGUACAGCCACUCCUUAAGAAACUCCUGACCAAGGACUGGAUUUUGUCGACGGAAGGGCCGGACUCACUGGCGUCAGCAGUCUCGCAGUUCUCUGAGCACCUGCAGCACAUGAGGGAGCCCAUGGGGCAGGAGCUUCUACGUGAUAUUCAUAAGUAUGUGGUGAGGGAAUACAUCACACUGGUCAUCAAACCCAGAUGGAAAAUGAACAGGGAGACUCGGCAGCGAGUGAGCAAGAAGAUGAACCAGGAAGCCAGAAUCCUUCAUAAUAUGCUCAUUGAUCAGGGCUCUGACUCUGACUGGCUCGUUCCCGCCAUACACCACAUUGCCAAUAUCAUUGGGGAGAAGAAAAAAGACAAGAUCAAGGAGUAUGUCAAGGAGCUGUGUCAGGAUUAUCCAGAUAUCAGGAAGGAGCACGUCCUGGCGAUCCUCACGCUCCGGGGGCUGGGGCGCGCCAGGAGAGCGGCAAUUUUUCGGCAAGGCUACCAUGUGCCAGAGCGCCCCGAUGGCGCGGAGGGCAGCACACUCUUCGCUGAAAUUGAUGUCCCAGUGAUCAUCAGCUGCUUCUAAACCAGAAUCAAAACAGCACCCAGCAUCCUCCCUCCUCCUAUGCUGUCUCUACAGUAUGAUCCAAAACCUGCUCCCUGCCUCACUCCUCCGCAAGCAUAACUUUUUGACUGUUGUGGAAAAAGGAGAAGUUUUCUGAAAUUGCUACCCUGAGUUCAGAAACCAAAGGCAACAGACACACCAAGUCACUGACCUCCUGCAAGAGCUCCUGGGCAGCAACCCCAGCCCAGGUACUGCGUCUACCCUAUGUUCGAUACCGAUUUUAUUGCUAGGAGAAUGCUCUGUUGUCUGGUCCAAGGUUGAGUCUCUUUUCAGGAAACAGGAGAAAACCAAAAGGAGUUCACUCAGAGCUAUAUUAAGGUUUGGACUGUGUGUUGUAUAAUUAUAUAGCAGCAGAGCAAGAGCCUCCUUCAUAAUCAGUGUCCCUGAGCAACCGAGGGGCAGGGAUGUGGUAGCACCCAAGUCUUAUUUCCUCCUCUGUGAACCAGCUGGCUGAGCUGGCAUGACACAAGGUCAGUGACGUUGUGACCUGAUCCACAAACCACUACCUGCCUGAGGAGGAAACCCUUGGAGGGUACCCAAAUCCCACAGCUGGGAUGUGCAGCACAUGGACCACUCUGCACUCCAGGUUGGACCCCACGGCCUUUCUGGUUUUUCAGAUUUUCCUCGCUUGUGGACUGCCUUGAAAAACUCCUGUUGGACCAAAAGACCUGUUCAUGCCAUUACAGCCUUUCUGUGUGGGCAGACAUGUCUAGAUUGGAUGUGGAGGGAAGCUCCAAGUCCUCCUGCCCCAGGGGAAAGAGCCACCAUUUUCUUGUACAUUCAAAAGUAUUUUAACAAAUCUGGUACAAUCUGACUGCAGUAUGAGACCUAAUGUGAGGUGGAUAGGUGUAGUGGUACAGAUCGGAUCCUUAGUUGGUGUAAACCAGCGUGAUCACUCCAUUGAUGGGCAUGGAACACCACUGGUUUAACUCCAUGAGGGAUCCAAAGCGUUACAUCCAGCAUCUGCAAGGCAGACUAAAAGAAACCUCCCACAGCCUACAACCAUACAAAUGUGAUUUUGGUUAAUCCAAUUUAUCUUGUAGGUUGUCCUCCAUAGUUAAUCCAAGACUGUACAGAGACAUGUUUAUGAUCUAUCAAUUAAUGUGAUAAAUGCGGACAUGGCAUAACCUUGAAAACUAAUUUGUUUGUUGCAGAGCUUAGGGCAUCAGUAGUUAGCCUCUUCCAUUUUCUUUGCUCCAGUUCGCACCAGUAUAAAUUUCAGCCCAGGUGAGCAGCAGGCACUGGUGACAGACCAAGGCAGCUGUUCUGACAGAUAAGGAAUACAGAGUGCACCUUUAAUUCACGCUCAUCAUCUGGAAAUUUUUCUAAGGAAGACUUACUGCCUCCACAGUCAAGAGGAGGUGUUUUUUUUAAAGAUGGCUUUGAAAUAUAAGGUAUAAAUUGAGAGCUUGAGGCAGGAAAUCCUAGGAGGAAUUUUCUGUCCUGCAUCCUUCUUUAAUACAGCUCAAGACUAUUCCUGUGAAUCCUCGGCUUGGUGACUCUCUGUAUUUGCUAUGGAGAAGGAGAAGUAAAAUCUCAUCUGCCUCUCCUGUUAGUUAUGCAGAGCUCAGGAACACUUUUGAACUCCCUUUCCCUGUCCCGGGUACAUGGUGCAAGCAGGGAGCCCUGGAUUACACUCCCCAUGGGUGUUAGAGCUACAGCCCCCAUCCCAACAGAGGGGAAGGGUGUCAGUGCUGAGAGAUUUACAUUUUAUGUCAAAAGCAUUGGCUAAGAUGGGGAGAUAAAAAGGGGAUUUCAACUUUUGCAUCCGCAGUCUGAGACAUCUAAGACUGGAUAUUCAGAGUACAGGAUUUAAGGCACUGAAGCCUCAGCGGGAGUUUUUGUGCAUAAGAAAUUUCCCUCUGCCCUGUGUGCAUCUCUGAUCCAAACACCUCAUGCAAGGCAUCUGCGACACAGAAAUCUUCCCAAGUGCUUUAAAUGUAUACUGAGUUUUCAACCUUAUUAUUUUACUGGCAGUCUCUCCACAAAGCAGCUGCCUUUCCUCAGGCUCCAGCUGCCUGGCCCUGGGAUUAGAUAAGGCACUCGGCUUCCGUUUUCUAAUAAAAGCAAGUUGCUACCCUGAAGUCAUGGCAGAAAGCUGGGCACAAUGAUCUGCCUUUUGUCACAGCCUCUCCUGGGACACCCAGAUCUCCUGCAGCCUGGCAUCCUGUGAGCCAGUGGCAGGAGCACUGCCUGCUUCCUCUGGGAGCUGCUGCUCUCCUGCUGCUUGCUCUUGAGCAAAGCAAUUUAAGGUUAACCCCAUCAAGGCGAGACUAAGGUUCAGUCCCUCUCCUGCCUCUACAGCAAUGCAAGCAGAGAGUAAGCUUCAGGGCAGUGAGGAGCAAGGGUCCCUCCCGGGCAGAAGGAUGCUUGGCUGGGGCUGCCGAGCAGAUCCUGGGGACACCCGAGCAAGGGGAGAGGAAGAGCUGUGCUCUCCGCAAUGAGCUGCUGCUGUCCAGCUGUCUUCUGUGAAACACCUGGUGCUCAUUAGGACCAUUUUUCACAUUCCAAUAAAAAAGAGGAGAGGCCUCUCAGGGCUUUUA
This is a messenger RNA of Strigops habroptila (Kakapo), 4765 nucleotides long. It is a transcript of the gene EXOC3L4, whose product is annotated as exocyst complex component 3 like 4. The record is from RefSeq and is a predicted model, not a curated record. The transcript is spliced from 12 exons. Gene Ontology annotation, molecular function: SNARE binding. Gene Ontology annotation, cellular component: exocyst. The coding region runs from base 63 to 2183 and encodes 706 amino acids. Gene Ontology annotation, biological process: exocyst localization; exocytosis. Lineage: Eukaryota; Metazoa; Chordata; Aves; Psittaciformes; Psittacidae.